This is a messenger RNA of Paramisgurnus dabryanus, 7619 nucleotides long. It is a transcript of the gene dock6, whose product is annotated as dedicator of cytokinesis 6. NCBI's taxonomy places the organism in Eukaryota, Metazoa, Chordata, Actinopteri, Cypriniformes, Cobitidae. Gene Ontology annotation, biological process: positive regulation of GTPase activity; small GTPase-mediated signal transduction. The record is from RefSeq and is a predicted model, not a curated record. Gene Ontology annotation, molecular function: guanyl-nucleotide exchange factor activity. Gene Ontology annotation, cellular component: cytosol.
UCCCACACAAGGAAGCUUAGGACUCGACUCCAAAAUAUUUUCCAAAGUACAGGGAAACUGUACGACGCUGUCCCUGUUCAGAUGGGAUGGCAACCCUAACGAACGAACGGAGGGCUUUUGCGCACAAGAUCAACAGGACAGUAGCGUCUGAGGUCAGAAAGCAGGUUUCCCGAGAGUAUGGCUCUCCGCAGAUGUCCAAAAAACGCGGUGGAGCUCAUCAGCCGGUGCCUCUGACCGAGGUGGUGGAGCCAAUAGACUUUGAAGAGUAUGUCAGCAGUCAUCCACCAGGAGCUGAGCCAGGGUGCUUGAGACAGCUGCUGGAGUUUCCCAGUGAUGAUCUGGAGCUGGUUCUUCAGGAGAGAGAGUGUGCUACCAUAGAGCCACCUCUACCUGAUGAGGACUGUCUGGAUGCCAGAGUAAGGGAUGCGUUGAGUGUCUACACUGACGACUGGCUCAUCAUUCAGAGAAAGUAUCAGCGAUACAGCACGACUCAGACACCUCACAACUCUGAGCGGCAGCGGGAGAAGCAAAAAGGCCUCGUAAAACAAACCUUUGAACUGGACGAAGCCUCUAUUGACCGUCAGGAUGACCAGGAUGACUCAAAGAGGCAGUCUGUGUCGCUGGAUGACACACCGCGCGGCAGCUGGGCCUCCAGUAUAUUUGACCUAAAAAACUCCACUCCAGACUCGCUGCUGCCCUCUGUGCUGGAGCGCACUGCAGCCGAGGACAUGGACCGCCGCAACGCUGAGAACCGCCUGCAGGGGCGCCACGCUAAUCUGCUGGGGCUUUACCACGCACCGGAUGAGGAUGAAGCCGUGGAGAGAUGUGUCAUCCCGGAGGUGCCCAAAGAGCACAGCGGCCAGAGGAUCAUGGUCAAGUGUUUGUCACUCAAAUUUGAGAUUGAAAUUGAGCCAAUCUUUGGAUCAGUGGCUCUGUAUGAUGUCAAGGAAAAGAAAAAGAUUUCAGAAGAUUUUCAUUUUGAUCUGAACUCGGAUCAGAUGAAAGGUUUGCUCCGCCCACAUAACCCCCAUGUAGCCAUCUCCACCCUGGCUCGAUCCGCUAUCUUCUCCAUCACGUACCCGUCCCCUGACAUCUUCCUUGUCAUUAAGUUGGAGAAAGUUCUUCAGCAGGGGGAUAUCGGCGAAUGUUGCGAGCCGUACAUGGUCAUGAAGGAGUCUGACUCCACUAAGCAUAAGGAGAAGCUGGAGAAGUUAAGGGGGCAGGCCGAGCAGAUGUGCACCAGGCUUGGUCGUUUCCGAAUGCCCUUCGCCUGGACCGCCAUUCAUCUGCUUAACAUCGUAAGCAGCGUCGGCGGGCUUGAGCGUUCAGAUUCAGACUCUGAUACAGAACGUAAAGGGACAUGGAACGAGAGGAAGAAAAAAGGCUUCGAGAGAAUGAGCGUUGGAGACGAUGUGUGCAACUUCACCAGCUUCCGCCCAGCAACUCUCACCGUCACCAAUUUCUUUAAACAGGAGGGGGACAGGCUGAGCGAUGAGGACUUGUAUAAGUUCCUGGCGGAUAUGAGGAGGCCAUCAUCCGUCCUGCGUCGACUCAGGCCCGUGACAGCUCAGUUAAAGAUCGACAUCUCUCCGGCCCCUGAGGCUCCUCACUAUUGUCUGUCUCCGGAGCUGCUCCACGUGAAGCCGUACCCUGACCCGCGCGUACGACCCACUAAAGAAGUGCUGGAGUUUCCUGCUCGUUACGUCUACACACCUCACACCACCUACAGGAACCUGCUGUACGUUUAUCCCCAGUCUGUGAACUUCAACAGCCGGCAGGGUUCUGUGAGGAACAUCGCUGUGAAGGUCCAGUUCAUGGCUGGAGAAGACCCCAGUCAGGCCAUGCCUGUCAUCUUUGGAAAGUCAAGCUGUGCAGAGUUUUACAAAGAGGCAUACACACCAGUCAUCUACCAUAACAAGUCCCCAGAGUUCUACGAGGAGGUAAAGAUGAAGAUUCCUGCCAACCUCACAGAUAACCACCACCUGCUCUUCACCUUCUAUCACAUCAGCUGCCAGCCCAAGCAGAACACCCCGUUGGAGACCCCCGUGGGCUACACGUGGAUUCCUCUCAUGCAGCAUGGCCGUCUCCGCACCGGCACCUUUAGUCUGCCUGUGUCUGUGGAGAAACCUCCACCCAGCUAUUCUGUUCUCACUCCUGAUGUUCAGCUACCAGGAAUGAAAUGGGUGGACAACCACAAAGGAGUUUUUAAUGUGGAGGUGUCCGCGGCCUCUUCAGUUCACACACAGGACCCUCAUCUGGAUAAGUUCUUUACUCUUGUGUAUGUUCUGGAGGAGUACUCAUUCCCUUUUCGACUGAAAGACGUUAUAAUCACAGAGGCAAAUGUGGAGGCGGAGCUAAAGGCCAGUAUGGCUGCUCUGAAGGGGGCGCUGCUGGACACGUGUGUGCGCUUUUUGCAUCAGCUGAUGAGCAAACUCAUACUGUUAAUCGUUCACCCACCUGUCAUAGCAGGACAAAUCGUAAAUCUUGGCCGAGCUGCUUUUGAAGCCAUGGCCCUGCUGGUGAACCAGAUCCAUAAGAACCUGGAGGGGAACCAGGACCACCAAGGCCAUAACAAUCUGCUGUCCUCCUACAUACACUACUGCUUUCACCUCCCCACAACCGAGCCUGUGGCGCCCCCUGCAGGAGCUGCACAAUACGAGCUCCCCAUCCAUUAUGCCACGCUCUCCAGGGCCACGGGAAGACCCAGCACAUUGCUCCUGUCCCGCUCCAAGAGCAUCAGUAACUCCAACCCCGAUCUGGCCUCCACCCCUGCCACCCCCGAUGAAGAGGUGCAGAGAAUUAUCGGCAGCAAGGGAAUAGACCGCUCACAUUCCUGGGUAAAUUCUGCUUAUGCCCCGGGGGGCUCCAGGUCCGUACUUCGUCGGAACCCAAACUCCAGCUGUGAGCUCAAGCAGGCCAGUGAGCGUGGCUGUAACCGCAUGUCUGCCUUCAUCGAGACCUCCUCCAUUAUCUGCCCACCCUCCAGGCAAAUAGCCAAGAAGUUGCUUCACGAAGAACUGGCUCUUCAGUGGGUGGUGAGCACCAGCAGCGUCAGGGAAGCCUCUUUGCAGCAGGCCUGGUUCUUCUUUCAACUUAUGGUCAAGAGCAUGGCCCAUCAUCUCUUCCUGUCCUCACGUCUGGACAUGCCGCGACGACAGCGCUUUCCAGACCGCUUUGUGGAUGACAUCGCCGCCUUAGUGUGUGCCAUUAGCGCAGACAUAGCCAGCAGGUAUCACAAGGAUGUCGAGCUAGUGGAAAGGUUAAACAGCAGUCUGGCCUUUUUCCUCAAUGACCUGCUCUCCCUUGUGGACAGAGGCUUUGUUUUCAACCUCAUCCGCUCUUAUUAUAAACAGAUUAACAAUAAACUGCACACAGCUCAGAACCCAAGCUCUCUUACAGCACUGAGGAUGGACUUCAUACGUAUCGUCUGUAGUCAUGAGCACUACGUCACCCUCAAUCUGCCCUGUGCCACACUCAGUCCUCCCGCCUCCCCUUCACCCUCCACAUCCUCCACCACAUCUCAGAGUUCAGCUUUCUCCAGUCACGUUCAGGAUCAGGGAGUGGUCAGCAUGUUUGAACUGUCUGUGGCCUUUCGCCAGCAGCACUUUCUUUCUGGUCUACUGCUCUCUGAACUUUCUCUCAUCCUCGAACCCGAUGGAGAGGGCUUGUUUUUCCUACACAAGAAAGCCAUCAGCGCGCUGCAUUCACUGCUGUGCAGUCACGACGCGGACCCCCGCUACACCGACCCCCAGGUCCGCUCGCACAUCGCCCAGCUCUACCUGCCACUCCUCCCCAUCGUCAUGGAGACGCUGCCCCAGCUUUACGACUUCACCGACACAUCCGCUCAGCGUGCACGUCACGCCGCUGCGCUCGUCGACGAUAGCGACUCAGACAACGGCACCAUCAGCCAGUCUGUUGCUAUGGCGAUAGCCGGCUCGCCCCUUCCUCAUUCCAAAGCCAACCCAUUCACUUUACCUACAGUGACCGCCCGUCCAUGCAGCGCCCUCUCCGCCGAGUGCAGUCGGACUCUGUUGGUGUGUUUCCUGUGGGUGUGGAGGAACGCAGAUGCAGGCCUGCUGGAGCGCUGGGUGUCAGACCUCUCAGUCCCUCAGAUUAACCGUUUGCUUGAUCUUCUGCACCUAUGUCUGUCCUGUUUUGAAUACAAGGGGAAGAAAGCCCUGGAGCGAAUCAACAGCCUGACCUUUAAGAAAUCUCAAGACAUGAAGGCUCGUCUGGAGGAGGCCAUACUGGGCACCAUCGGAGCCAGACAGGAGAUGGUCCGUCGCUGCAGAGGUACAACCAUCGCUCUUUUUCUGUGUGCGUGUGUUUCUGUGAAUUUAGCAAAUCUGGACUUCAUACCUCCGUGUUUUCCAGAGCGAAGUCCUUAUGGAGGUCAAGAAAACGUCCGGUGGAGAAAAAACGUCACCCACUGGAGACAGAACGCAGACAGAGUGGACAAAACUAAAGCAGAGGUGGAGCAGGAGUCUGUAGUGGAUGGAAACUUGGCGACAGAAGCUGCUCUAAUAGUCUUGGACACGCUGGAGAUUAUAGUGAAAACCGUGGUGAUGUCAGAGCUGAAGGAAAGUGUUCUGGGUGGAGUAUUGAGAGCGCUGCUUCACAGUAUGGCAGGAAACCAGAGCGCCCUCUUCCUGCAGCACUGCUUCAGCACACAGAGAGCUUUGGUCUACAAGUUUCCAGAGAUGUUGUUUGAGGAGGACACAGAGCUGUGUGCAGACCUUUGUCUGCGGUUACUGCGUCACUGCAGCAGCAGCGUGAGCACCGUACGCAGCCACGCCAGCGCUUCCCUCUACCUGCUCAUGAGACAGAACUUUGAGAUUGGCAAUAAUUUCGCCCGCGUGAAGAUGCAGGUGACCAUGUCUCUGUCUUCACUUGUGGGAACCUUCCAGACAUUCAAUGAAGAGCAUCUGCGUCGCUCCUUAAAGACCAUUCUUACCUACGCUGAGGAUGACCUAGAGCUCAGAGAUUCGCCCUUUCCUGAGCAGGUGCAGGAUCUGGUCUUCAACCUCCACAUGAUUCUCACAGACACCGUGAAGAUGAAGGAACACCAGCAGGAUCCAGAGAUGCUCAUAGACCUCAUGUACAGGAUCGCUAAGGGUUAUCAGAACUCUCCAGAUCUGAGACUCACCUGGCUGCAGAACAUGGCAGGGAAGCAUUCAGAAAGAGGGAACCACGCCGAGGCAGCACACUGCCUGGUUCAUAGCGCCGCCCUGGUGGCCGAGUACCUCAACAUGCUCGAAGAUUGCCGCUAUCUUCCCAUCGGCUGUGUGACCUUCCAGAGUAUCUCGUCGAAUGUGUUGGAAGAGUCAGCGGUGUCCGAUGAUAUCCUGUCCCCAGAGGAGGAGGGCAUCUGUUCUGGGAAGUACUUUAGUGAGUCGGGGCUCGUCGGGCUUUUGGAGCAAGCAGCUGCCUCUUUCAACAUGGCCGCCAUGUACGAGGCCAUAAAUGAGGUUUAUAAGAUCCUCUGUCCUAUUCACGAGGCCAACCGAGAUUUUAAGAAGCUCGCCUCCGUCCACGGCAAACUGCAGGAUGCGUUUAACAAAGUAUACAAUCAGAGUUCAGGAUGGGAGAGGAUGUUUGGCACCUACUUUCGCGUGGGCUUCUACGGUUGCCGCUUUGGAGAUCUGGAUGAGCAGGAGUUUGUUUAUAAAGAGCCUUCGAUCACCAAACUGUCAGAGAUCUCGCACAGACUGGAGGAAUUUUACUCUGAACGAUUCGGUGAUGAUGUGGUUGCGAUCAUUAAGGACUCCAACCCUGUUGACAAGAACAAGCUGGACCCCAAUAAGGCAUACCUUCAGAUCACAUACGUGGAGCCCUUCUUUGACACUUACGAGCUGAAGGAGCGCAUCACGUACUUCGACAAGAACUACAACCUGCGCACGUUCAUGUACUGCACGCCGUUCACACUGGACGGCCGUGCCCACGGCGACCUGCACGAGCAGUACAAACGCAAAACCAUCCUCACCACCUCCCACGCCUUCCCCUACAUCAAGACACGCAUCAACGUCAUCCACAAAGAGGAGAUCAUUCUGAUGCCGAUGGAGGUGGCGAUUGAGGACAUGCAGAAGAAAACACAGGAAUUGGCCUUUGCCACCCAUCAGGACCCCUCUGACCCAAAGAUGCUCCAGAUGGUGCUCCAGGGUUGUGUGGGCACCACUGUUAAUCAGGGUCCGCUGGAGGUGGCUCAGGUCUUCCUGUCUGAAAUUCCAGAGGAUCCCAAACUCUUCCGGCAUCACAAUAAAUUGCGUCUCUGCUUUAAAGACUUGACCAAAAGGUGCGAGGAUGCCCUCAGGAAGAACAAGUCUUUGAUCGGUCCAGAUCAGAAGGAAUACCAUCGAGAGCUGGAGCGUAACUAUACCAAACUGAAAGAAGCUCUGUUUCCUCUUAUCAACCGCAAGAUCCCUCAACUCUACAGACCACUUCCUCUACCAACCCCACCAACACAGAGGAAUUCUCUCAGCCGAUCCAGUUUUCGUCGGGUGGAGUGCUGAGGUGUGGCAGAUUGGAACGCGGGUGGAUGUGGAGCCAGACUUGAUCUCUCGCUCCACCAUGUCACCCCUGCACCCACCACACACUAACAAACUGCACAUUCCUCUCAUGCUCUCUCUCUCUCUUCCUGGGCGAGUGAAGAAGCACAAGUGUGUUUAUUCUGAGGAGUCAUCUACUGUAAACAUAGUCAUUAUAAUCUUCAUGGGCAAAGCAGCUUAGCUGGUCAGAGUAGUCAUUAGUAGGGAAGUAAACUCUUACUCGACUUCUUUAGAGAUAAUUUUAGGCUCUAGCCAGCACACGGCAUUCAGAUACUCCUCUACACUUCCUCCUCUUGUUUGUUUGUUUGUGUUGUUGUUGUUUUGUGUGAGUGCAAGAAGGGAAAGCCACACUCCUUCCAGGAAUUUUUCUGUGAAUGUGUUGUAGUAGAAAUCCUCGUAAUUCCUUUUGAUUUAACUUUGUCUUUUGAAGACUGACCAGACCACUGACAGACUCGCUUUGAGAUGAACUACCAAUUUAAUCUAGUUAGCAUCUUUUGCGUAGACCAUUUUAAAACUUAAAAUAAUACUCUGGUUAAGUAAUAAACAUUUUUCAAGACCAGACGUAGCAGAGGAUGAAAGCAUAUAUAGUCAUUAUUAACUAUGGAAGUUUUCAAAGCGCACUAACUAGCAGAUGAGCACACUAACUUAGUUUCUGCACUGACUGCUAUAAAUAUUGGCCAAUGCUGUACAGAAUCACACAUUUAGACAAGGUUUUAGUGUUAAUGUUAUGUUAAAUAGACAGAAAUGUGUUUAUUAUUUACGUUAUGCACAAGUAUUGAAACUGGAAAAAGAAAAACUGAUUUACAUAAGCAUUUUGUGAAUAUAAAGGAUUUGGUUUUUGAAUGUAGCUACUGCCUUGAAUUAGCAAUACUACUUUAGUCUAAUAUACACUGCUGUGUUGAUCUGUCUUGCACUAUUUUAAUGUUUUUGUGACUUCUCCUGUUUGACUGUAUACUUUGCAAAUUGCUGGACGAAAUACUGUAUUUUUAAUAGCCAAAAUGUUUUUUUAUUUAUUCUGAUAUGUUCGUCUCUUUUCUACAUUUACUUUUUGUAUUAAAAGAGAUUUCUUCUAAA